AAGCAUUACUACCGCACCUCAACAAAAACUAUUUCCAUCAUCAUCAGUUGUCUUUCCAAAGUCUAAAUUAUAACAUUUCUCACUCAAAUAACUUUCUAGAAUUUUGCCGCCUAGAAACUUUGGAACUUACUCUUACAAUAAUUACAGCUACAACGUUAUUGGCGAACUAGUUAGGGUUUCAGACGACCUAGAGACAUAAAUCUAGAUAGAUAUAGAUAGCUGGUUCUGAGUUAUUGGAUGUUGAGGAAAAAUGGGCUGCAUACAGUCCCGAACAAGUAAUAUACAAGCAUUACAAGAUGAAGAGUUAGUAGAAGGUGAAAAACUGGAUCUACUUAAUGGAGGAGAACAUCGAGAUCAGGAUGAUAUAAAUCAAGUUGUUCCUGUGUUUAAAGAAUAUAGUUUAUCUGAACUUAAACUAGCAACUAAUGGAUUUAGCAGUGAUAAAAUUGUAUCAGAAAGUGGUGAAAAAGCUCCAAAUGUUGUUUACAAAGCUAAACUUGAUAAUGGUAGAUUCGUUGCUGUUAAACGUUUCUCUAGAUUAUCUUGGCCUGAUUCUCAACAAUUCAUUGCUGAAGCUUCUGGGGUUGGAAAAUUACGGCAUAAGAGAUUAAUGAAUUUGAUUGGAUGUUGUGGCGAAGGAGAAGAACGGCUAUUAGUUGCUGAGUUCAUGCCUAAUGAUACUCUUUCUAAACAUCUCUUUCACUGGGAUAAGCAGCCAUUGCCAUGGGAAAUGCGAUUGAGAGUUGUGAAUUAUAUUGCACAGGCACUUGAUCAUUGCAAUACUGAGAAUCGGAAGAUAUAUCAUGAUUUGAAUGCAUACAGAGUUCUUUUUGAUGAGGAUGGUGAUCCUCGUCUAUCUAGCUUUGGCCUGAUGAAAAAUAGUCGAGAUGGGAAAAGCUAUAGUACAAAUCUCGCUUAUACUCCACCAGAGUUUUUACGGACAGGAAGGGUCAUCCCAGAAAGCGUGAUAUAUAGUUAUGGAACUGUUCUUUUGGAUCUGUUGAGUGGGAAGCAUAUCCCUCCUAGCCAUGCCUUAAACUUGAUAAGGGGAAAGAAUGUAUUGGUCGUGAUGGAUUCGUCACUGGAGGGGCAGUACGCUAAUGAGGAUGCUACCAAAUUGGUCGAACUCGCUUCGAAGUGUCUUCAAUCUGAGGCUAGAGAUAGACCAAAUACUAAAUUUCUCGUUUCAGCGGUAGCUCCCCUUCAAAAGCAGACAGAGGUGGCAGCGCUUAGUCUAAUGGGUCUGCAAAAAGUUGCAGCCCCCACACCGGCAGUGCUUUCUCCUCUUGGAAAAGCUUGUGCAAGAAUGGAUCUUACUGCUGUGCAUGAUAUCCUACUUAAAACAGGUUAUAGGGAUGAAGAGGGAGCAGAGAAUGAGCUUUCAUUUCAAGAAUGGACACAGCAAGUGCAAGAGAUGUUGAAUACAAAGAAAUUUGGGGACAUUGCGUUUAGAGACAAGGAUUUUAAAAACGCCAUAGAUUAUUACUCAAAGUUAGUUGUGAUGAUGCCCAUUGCAUCAGCUACUGUCUUUGCAAGGAGAGCACUCUCUUACUUAAUGAAUGGGCAGCCUGAACUUGCUCUUCGAGAUGCUAUGCAAGCUCAGGUGUGCAUGCAUGAGUGGCCCACUGCUUUCUAUUUGCAAGCGCUAGCGCUCUCAAAACUUGGAAUGGAAACCGAUGCCCAAGACAUGUUAAAUGAUGGAGCGGCAUUUGAAGCCAAGAAACAAAACAGUUGGCGCAAUUAAACCUUGCAAGUUGUGACAGGAAUGUUGAUCUCCUUCAGUUCUACGUGUUGGGGUUGGGUUAAGAAAGGAAAGCGAAGUUUGUACUGUAGUGGCAUAGAAAAUAAUGUAUAAAGCUAUGUUAAGAAGAUAUAGAAAUAAGUAGGAAAACAUUAUUUUAAUUGUGAACAUAACUAGCAGAUCAAGGAAGAGCUUGAAAGAGGUUUUAUGGAAGUACAGAUCCGUAAUAUCACUAGGAGGGGUAGAACAAGGGCUACGCUGACCCUGGCUCCAGCCCCAAAAGCGUUCUUCUUGUUCUUAGUUCUAACUACUGAAUAAAUUUGGCUGAGAAAAUGUGUG
Messenger RNA from Papaver somniferum (opium poppy), 2080 nucleotides. RefSeq names its product serine/threonine-protein kinase BSK2-like. Bases 251 to 1744 code for a protein of 497 amino acids. Gene Ontology annotation, molecular function: ATP binding; protein kinase activity; protein binding. Gene Ontology annotation, biological process: brassinosteroid mediated signaling pathway; protein phosphorylation. The record is from RefSeq and is a predicted model, not a curated record. The transcript has 9 exons. Lineage: Eukaryota; Viridiplantae; Streptophyta; Magnoliopsida; Ranunculales; Papaveraceae.